Colletotrichum aenigma is the source of this 2376-nucleotide messenger RNA. RefSeq lists its product as uncharacterized. The record is from RefSeq and is a predicted model, not a curated record. The transcript has a single exon. NCBI's taxonomy places the organism in Eukaryota, Fungi, Ascomycota, Sordariomycetes, Glomerellales, Glomerellaceae. The coding region runs from base 1 to 2376 and encodes 791 amino acids.
AUGACGACGCUUCAAAAGCGACCAUCCAUACCCUUCGCCUUACCUACUUCAUUACCAUCGAAGUCAGAGCGAUUGCAGCUGCUGACUAUUAGGCAAGAUAGGUGGACCGAAUACAGCAUCCCAGAUGUGGACGCUGGUGCUGUUUGCCGCGCAGUGACUCUGCACAAAGCCUUCGAGUUACAAGAGGGCUACCUUAUUCCGGAUCUCCCAAAGUUUAGCGACCUUACGCCGUACGGCGACAUCAAAGAAGAAGGAGAUGAAGAACUCUGCAUAUUGGAGGCACGUCGAUUGGUACAGAUCGCAAACUCGGAGACUGCCAUCAGAUUUCAGGGCAAUGAGAGCAUGCUUGGUCCAGCCGACGCCAACGGGUACUUUCGACUCCAUUGGUUGGGUCAACGUUUGAUUCAAGCAUUGCAAAUUUGCAAACAUGAUGUUCUUGUGGUCAUGGUUGAACACAUCGACCGAAACACGCAUGGUUACUCUAGCACACAGGAUCGCCUGCUGGCAUACUUCGACCCUGCUACUGGGGACGAACGGUUCUCUGGACCCCUCCUACUCCAAGGAGAAGAGUAUCAGCGUUACUACCACGCCAUGGUCAACUAUCUCACUGCAGUCCUAGUGAAGAUCGUUCUUCAGAGCUUCAGGGGCACUUAUUGGAUCAACAACAUCAUCGCAGUAAUUGCGCGAAUCUCGGCGAAAAUGAAAGUUGUCGGGCAUGAUCUCCCUGCAGCAACGGAACAGACACUGCAAAAUGGCAGCGAUGCACGAUCACGUAUUCAAAAGCGGGAGGCAAAGAACGCUGCUUAUUACGCAAACAACCCAGGUUUUGGGUAUAACAGAAACUAUAAGGCUGCUCCGCCUGCGCCAAACCGUGCCGGAUAUGCGACCAAGUACUUCUCGGAAAUGGAUCUCUUACAUAACGCCGUCAUCGACAUGCUAAUCGACUCUUUGACCGCAUUUGCAGUCAGCAACCAUUUGGCUCCUGGAGUUGAUGAGUUUGAGAGUAGUAUCGCGCUAUACGAGUCUUUCAUCACAUCAGAACAAAUUCUCCUUUGCGAGCAGCGAGACGGUGGCAUUGGCGCGGCUAGCGAAACGGGUGUUACACGUGCCUUUACAGCUGGCUUUGAAGUCUGCCUUAGAACGUGGGAGACUCUCGAGAAAGAGAAAAUAUCUCACACCAAUUCCAGCUGGACAUCUCUCAAGUGGAAGUGCUCUUACGUGGAUGACGAGGGUAGACUUAAGCCCAGAAGUCGAAAGGGCGCGGUUAAGUUGGGGUCGAUGACAAGGGUUAUUACAGCAACCGUACCCUAUGCGAUGAGCUCAGGCACUUUCAGUGCAGCUCUCCACCGCCUCAUUGACAAGAUUCUCUUCAGCUCUGGCAAAGACAACCGUUUCGCACUGCUCCUUGUCGAGCAGCCCAAGAUGAUCUUUACUGCGAUUCUACGAACCAGCCAGUACGAGUCUCGGAAACCAAGUGAGAAAGAAAACAGCGAUGCUCGUCCUGUUUCUGAGACUUUCUUGCUUCGAAAGAGGGCAGUCGGCCAUAACGAACAUGGGAGUCCUUAUGACACUUACGCCAACACGCUAAGCCGGGCUAUGAGGAGUCCGAAUAAGACGGUGACGUUGAGCGACCGAGAACAAGCCAAAGAGAACCUUGAAGCGGUGAGAAACAAAUACGUCAAAUGGGUAACUGACGCCAAUGCCAUCGUCAUCUCCUGCAAAUGGUAUACUUGGGGUUCUCUCGUAGGCUGCGCCCUUCUGGUCCUCGGAGGGCUUGGAGUUGGUUUCACGGUGGGCGAUCGAAUUCAUGGUGUUGAUCCAUUCAAUAUUAGCGUGUUUUGCUGGGUGCUGGCUGGAUUCAUAUUGCUUGUUGCAAAAGCUUUCCGUGUGGAGAACUGGCCUUGGAGUCAUUUCCUGAGAGGGCAGGUCACUUGCCGUUCCGUGGGAGAAGUUGUGGCAGUUAGCGGCGUCGACGAACAAUUACUCAUCGCUCUCCUGCUCAGGAUCGACAGCCAAAUCUACCUUCGAACAAGAGGACCGUUCGACAUCCUGUUUCUUCGCCACACCGAUGACAUGCAAGGCGGUUUCUCCAUUGACGCACCGAUCAAGAUGUCAACCGCCGUCGAAGGAGGUCUGAUACCAAUCAAAAUCCUUGCAGAUUGGGGCAUUGGCUUGAUCUUUCUCUCUGCGCGAUCCUGGUCAUCUUACACUGUUAUUUCUAGCUCUCAGAAUUUUGAAGAAGAACUUGUAUGUAAAGAUAUAACUCAUCCGGCUUCGUGGGUGGAUGGCAAGAUUCCUUGUUAUAGGAUCAGAUGGGAAGAGGUAUACAUUCACCAAGUCUUAGGGGUUUUUGAGCAAGAAUGCUAUUUCUACUGA